GUAGUUUCAGUCGACGUCUGAACGUCGUGCCAAGAGCAGCGAAGCCCUCACGCGCUUUCGUCCCGCUACCCCACGUGGCCAGCAACGUGAUCUCACGUCGGAAUUUUCGAGUUGGGUCUUGGAUCCCUUUUUUAAGGUUUUCCGUGUACUUUAAAUAUAUGUGGAAAAUCGUGCAUUCAUCGUGAAGUUUCUGCGGUUAUUGGAAUUUAAACUCCUCACCAAAAGUUGAUUUUUUAAGAAUUCAACAGCUGAUUAAACGGCAUUUGUUCCAGCUCAACGCGACAGAUCACAAUCGUCAAAAUUGCAAAUUCUCUCAAGGUGUCAAAAAUGACGAUGGAUGUGAAGUCGGGGGCCCCGAAAAACGGGCCCACCAGCGGAGGGCCCCAGGAAUGUGCCGGGUGCGGAAAACAAAUUACAGAAAGAUAUUUACUGAAAGCCCUUGACAUGUUCUGGCAUGAAGAUUGUUUAAAAUGCGGAUGCUGUGAUUGUAGACUCGGCGAGGUCGGAUCCACCCUGUAUACGAAGGCCAAUCUCAUUCUCUGUAAACGUGAUUAUUUAAGGUUAUUUGGCAGCACAGGCUACUGCGCCGCAUGCUCAAAAGUUAUUCCUGCUUUUGAAAUGGUAAUGAGAGCCCGAAAUAACGUCUAUCAUCUUGAGUGCUUCGCGUGCCAACAAUGUAAUCAUAGGUUUUGUGUAGGCGACAGGUUUUACCUCUGCGAGAACAAAAUCCUUUGCGAGUACGACUACGAGGAGAGAAUGGUAUUCGCAAAUAUGGCGUACAAUCCAUCAACCAUCGCCCAACUGAAGCGGCAAGCAAGUCAUCUGCCGCCGGCCGGUCUAAACGUGCGAACACAAAACAUGAACGAGCUCUCUGAGCGACGACAGAACGGCGAAAUGACCCCCUCCCACCCCCCGACCAACGGUCACGGGGCCCAUGGGGGCCCGGCGCACGGCCAGUACCCCACGCCCACCAGCGAGAUACCCUCCAUCAUGUUCGACGUCAAAUGAAGAAAGCGAUAAGCUGCCCGCGCGAGCAGCUUCCAAAUCCUGCCGGAUAACUACAUGCAUACGUCAUACGCCAUCGAAAGUCAAAUCAAAGUACAAUCGAUGGGUGACCGCUGCCAACGAAAGCGUCAUCGAUGAGUUCAUUCUUCAACGGACGACGUAGAUGGCUGUUUCUUAGUGAGAAUGACGUCAUUUCAAAGCACCAGAUUUGCUCACAAUCUCAAUUUCCAUGUAAAGACUAACCUGGCAUCACCACGAUGGCCAAAGUGCAAAACCGCGUAUUUCCAUUUGCGACAUCGCAGACUUGCUGCCAUACUUUAUUUUUUCUUUGGAAAACCAGUCAACUGAAUCUCUUGAAAACUUCUUCGAUUUUUCUUCUCUAUUAGUUGAAUGUCUAGUGGAAAUUUCGAGCUAUGCUUACCGAUGACUGUUCUCUCCUUAAAAAAAUAAAAUAGGAGCAGAAAUUUUGAAGCACCGCAAUGGAGAUACGUGCGGUUUUGCACUUUAUCCAUCGACUGGCUUCCGUGUCAAGAAAAAAACGCCGUAAAAUCAAUCGAAUAUUUCCACAUUUCUGUCAAUACAAUUUUUUUGAGGACGGCUUCGAAUAUUUUUUCUUGGAAGUUGCAGAUAUCCUCCGGUAAUUUCUAUUACAAUUUUUUUGAGAAAUUGGAUGAAAAAUAUUUACAAGUAGAUAUGACAAAGAUAUGACUCCUGUUUCAGUCAAUAUCUGACCCAGUUCUAAUAUUCAGGAUAAUCUGAGUCAAAUAUUUUGAAAAGAGCAGCCGAAGUUGAGGUCUAAGGUUUGGAUCAUUAGAAUUAUGGCUAAGAUCUUUUGUAAAAAAUGCCUACUGCUAUCCAUCGAGCGGCUUCAAAAGACCAAAAAAAAACUAUGCUUGGUUUCUUCCUACUAAAUCUAGUCACUUUUCUUUGAUAAAGUUACCGGAAGUACAGUAUAGAAUUUCGUAUUGACCUUUGUCUAUAUUCAUAAUCAUCUAGUCAUAAUUGUAAAUUAAAUCUAGUUCUGGCUGAACGUUUUACCGAAAUCCACAAUUGUCAAUAAACCGAUAAGAAAAUAUUUCAUUUUAAAAAAAUAGCGUGCUAUUAACUCAGCAGAGCGUAUAUGUAAACAAUAAAAUUAAUUACUUUGUUACGGAAGAAUCGAAA
This is a messenger RNA of Bemisia tabaci, 2169 nucleotides long. Its product is annotated as LIM domain only protein 3. Gene Ontology annotation, cellular component: nucleus. The record is from RefSeq and is a predicted model, not a curated record. Gene Ontology annotation, molecular function: DNA-binding transcription factor binding; transcription coactivator activity. Gene Ontology annotation, biological process: positive regulation of transcription by RNA polymerase II. Lineage: Eukaryota; Metazoa; Arthropoda; Insecta; Hemiptera; Aleyrodidae.